This is a messenger RNA of Labrus mixtus (cuckoo wrasse), 7764 nucleotides long. It is a transcript of the gene prdm16, whose product is annotated as PR domain containing 16. Gene Ontology annotation, molecular function: histone H3K9 methyltransferase activity; RNA polymerase II cis-regulatory region sequence-specific DNA binding; DNA-binding transcription activator activity, RNA polymerase II-specific. Gene Ontology annotation, cellular component: nucleus. The coding region runs from base 211 to 4446 and encodes 1411 amino acids. The record is from RefSeq and is a predicted model, not a curated record. NCBI's taxonomy places the organism in Eukaryota, Metazoa, Chordata, Actinopteri, Labriformes, Labridae. Gene Ontology annotation, biological process: regulation of transcription by RNA polymerase II. The transcript has 17 exons.
UAAGUGAUCUAAAGGGGAGACGAUAGGACAAAAAAAGUGAUGAUGAUGAAUACAUUGGAAAGUUUUUUGGCCCCGGCGCGGGUGUCAGAUUGAAUGGCCUGUGCGCAUGUGCGAAGGUGUCCAAACUGACAAUGCUGGUGAGAUGAAGAUAGUGUUGUUGCAGCUUCUGGGCUCACGGAGGACGACGAGAGGAAUCUACAAGCCGACAAGAUGAGAUCCAAGGCGAGGGCGAGAAAACUGGCGAAAAAUGACAGUGAGCCAGUGGACAGCAUGUACGACACAGAGGCCGACCUGCCAGGUUUAGCGCCGAGCAGUGGCGGUGGUGCCGACAGCCCAGAAGAUGACGCAGACGACAGCGUCAUCAACAUGUCCCCCCUGCCUUCACCGACCCCUUCCCAUCAAAACAACAACCACCACCACCUGCUGCACCCCCACAUUUAUGCCACCCACCACCACCACCACCUUCACAACAACAGCAACAGCAGCAGCAACGACCAGGACUUCACCACACCCAAAGAGGGCUCGCCCUAUGAGGCACCCGUCUACAUUCCAGAUGACAUUCCCAUUCCCAGCGAACUGGAGCUGCGGGAGUCCUCUGUGCCCGGGGCUGGCCUGGGCGUUUGGGCCAAGAGCCGAAUUGGUGCGGGUGAAAGGUUUGGUCUGCACAGUAUGCUGCAUCAUGGGGCCAUGGGCAAAGACAGCUCCUUUGGAUGGGAGCAGAUGAUGAAUGAUCACGUUGAAGCCUCACCUGACAGUUGCAUCAAAAAGGUGGUCAACGACAUGGGCAACAUCAAGUUUGCGCUGGACACAAGCCUGGAUGUCGCUAGCAACAGCUGGCUCAAAUACAUCCGCUCUGCGCCGACAUUCGAGGAGCAGAACCUUGCCGCCUGUCACCUCACAGGGGACCAGAUUUAUUAUAAAGCAGUCCGGGACAUUGAAGCAGGGGAGGAGCUUUUAGUGUACAUGAAGGACGGUAUUUUCCCUGAGGGAUCCAUGGCACCCAACCUACAAGAUGAGCAGAUGUAUCGCUGUGAAGACUGUGAUGAGCUGUUCUCCUCCACUCUCGAGUUGCGGCGGCACCAGAAGUAUUCAUGCUCCAGUAGUGGCUCGAUCUUUGACCAACUUAGAGACGACUUCAAACAGGAACGUGAGGACAGCGAUGAGCCCGUCCACGAGUGUAAAGACUGUGAGAAGAUCUUCCCAAAUGAGUACAGUCUGGGCCAACACAUGAUAGUCCACACAGAGGAGAGGGAGUAUAAGUGUGACCAGUGCCCCAAAGCCUUCAACUGGAAGUCCAACCUCAUCCGUCACCAGAUGUCACAUGACAGUGGCAAGCGCUUUGAGUGUGAAAACUGUGAUAAGGUACAGCAUACCCGGCACGUGUUCACAGAUCCUAGUAACCUUCAGCGUCACAUCCGCUCCCAGCACGUGGGGGCCCGCGCUCACACGUGUCCUGAGUGUGGCAAGACCUUUGCCACAUCGUCAGGCCUUAAGCAGCAUAAGCACAUCCACAGCAGUGUCAAACCCUUUAUCUGCCCUGAUGGGCUGCGUCUUUUUGCUCCCCCAGGCGAGGUGUGCCACAAAUCCUACACCCAGUUCUCCAACCUCUGCCGCCACAAGCGUAUGCAUGCUGACUGCCGUACCCAGAUCAAGUGUAAGGACUGUGGGCAGUUGUUCAGCACUACCUCCUCCCUCAACAAGCAUCGCCGCUUCUGUGAGGGCAAAAACCAUUAUGGCUCUCCAGCUGGGAUGUUUAACCCUGGCAUCCCCAUGAGCUCUAGCCCCAUCAUGGCCAAGGCCAAGUCCCACCAUCCCCACCUUACAGGUCUAAGCCAGUCAAGUUUAGGCUUCACUGAAUACUUUCCCUCCCGACCUCACCCUCACGCUGGCUUGCCCUUCUCCCCAGGACCCCAUGGCUUCCCCUCCCUCCCACAUGGUUUCCCAGGUAUCUUCCCCCCAUCACUGUAUCCCAGACCUCCUUUAUUGCCAGCCAGUCCGUUGAUAAAGAGCCCGCUUGGCAGCAGCAGUCAGGAGGUGAAGCUCCCGAGGAGUCCCCUAGAUGCCCCUCCUCUGUCCCUGGUAAGCUCCACAAAUAGCAAUGGGGGUAACAGUUUGAGUCAGCUGGAUGAGAAGGAGAACAAACUAGACUUGUCUUCUAGUGGAGAAGCCAAGCCAAAAUCCAAGAUGGUUGACAUGUCUGAUGGUAGUGACCUUGAAGACGUUAAUACAACAAGUGGGACAGAUCUGGACACCACCACUGGUACGGCUUCAGGUGAUGGGUCUGACCUGGAGAGCGAUGGAGAGAGUGAACGUGAGAGAAGUGGUAAAAGAAGGAAGUCCUCUGGGGCUGUAUCGAGUCAAGAAGGCCACCAGUUAGAAGAAACAAACAGCGGAUUGAUAUCAGCCGUAUCUAGUUCUGGGAACCACGCUAUCGAUCGUCCCUUUCUUUCUUCAUCCCAGCACUCCUUUUUCCCACCACCUGAUGAGCAAGCCCUCCCGCCCACUACCACAAAUGCCAAUGCAGCCACCACAGAUUCUAUUAAAGCCAUUGCUUCUAUUGCGGAGAAAUAUUUUGGUCCAGGUUUGAUUGGUCUUCAUCAGGAGAAGAAGAUGGGUCCAUUGCCCUAUCAUUCCAUGUUCCCCUUCCAGUUCCUUCCCAACUUCCACAACUCCCUCUAUCCUUUCAGCGCCGAUCGCGGUGCCCUCAAUCCUAGCAUGUUCUUCAAGGCGGAGCCCAAGUCACCCCGCGAGCAGCUGCACAAGAUGGUCACCGCAGGAGCUCCUACCUCCACAGCAGAAUCCCCAUUUGAUCUCACCACGAAACCUAAGGACACAAAGAUCGCUCCUCCAACCCCGACAAACCCUUCAAACCCCAACUCUAGCAGUGGGAGCAGUAGUGGACCCUUAGCGAUAUCUAGCAGUGAAGAACAGCCAUUAGACCUCAGCAUUGGCAUCCGGAGCAGAGGUGGUCAUAAUGGUGUGGCAGCUGAUUCACAAAAUAGAAAGAACCACAUGUUCGGAAUCGGAAAGGGGGUUUGUAUAAAGGAUGAAACCCCAGCUGGGUUUCCACACCCCCACCCCCAGUUAUUGCACCAACCUUCCAUCCCACAACAUCAGCAGCCGCAGGCACAUCCACACCAGCCACCACCACUGCACUAUGCCAAGCCCUCAGCAUUCUUCAUGGACCCCAUAUUCAGCAGGGUGGAGAAGAGGAAGCUCCUGGACCCUGUAGGAGCACUGAAGGAAAAAUUCCUCAGGCCCUCGCCACCACUCUUCCAUCCACAGAUGUCAGCUAUGGAGAACAUGACAGAGAAGCUGGAGAGCUUUGGCGCUCUGAAACUGGACGCGCCGCCCAAUUCACUGCAACAUUCUGCUCAUCCACUGUUCAACUUCAGAUCCCCUCCACCUUCCCUCUCAGAAGCCAUCCUUCGCAAGGGCAAAGAGCGUUACGCCUGCAGGUAUUGUGGGAAAAUAUUCCCGCGCUCAGCAAACCUCACCAGACACUUGCGGACACACACAGGGGAACAACCCUACAGGUGUAAAUACUGUGACCGCUCGUUCAGCAUCUCAUCCAAUCUUCAACGCCAUGUUCGUAACAUCCAUAACAAGGAGAAACCCUUCAAGUGUCACCUCUGCAACCGCUGCUUCGGUCAGCAGACCAACCUAGAUCGACAUCUCAAGAAGCACGAGCACGAGAACAUUCCUGUGAGCCAACAGUCUGGGAUGCUUUCCAACCUAGGAACCACCAUCUCCUCCCCGAACUCCGAGCCAGACAAUCAUGCACUUUUAGAUGAGAAGGAGGACUCAUACUUCUCAGAAAUCCGUAACUUCAUUUCCAAUAGUGAGAUGAACCAGGCCUCCAGCUCCACCGAUAAGAGAUCGGACCAGACUGAGGAGGAGCGCCCGCCCAGCCACAGUUUGUCUAACUCCAAGCUAGGGCUCCAUGGGCUGGAGGAGGAGGAAGAAGAAGUGGAGGGAGACGAUGAAGAGGAGGAGGAAGGCAGCCUUACGGAGAAGUCUCAUGACGAGGCGCCCGAGUCCCCAUCUCCACUCACAACAGGGGUGUAUGAGGAGGACGAGGAGGAGGAAGAGACAACUCCAUUAGCUAUGAGCUACGAACACACGCGCAGGUGUAUAGAGGAGGAGGGCUCUCUUUUGGACCUGGAGGGUCUGCCCAGCUUUCCCAAGAGCCUGGAGGGGUUACGUAAAGCAGCCAGUGACGAGCAACCCUUUGAUGUUAAAGACAUAUUUAACACUUCACUAGAGUCGGAGGCACUGAAAGAGACACUGUACAGGCAGGCUAAAACCCAGGCUUAUGCAAUGAUGCUGUCACUGUCGGAGAACAACCCUUUGCACGCGCCCUCCCAGAACUCUCUGGACGCUUGGCUGAGCAUGGGAGGUGGAUCGUCAGAGACGAGCAGCUUUCACCCACUCAACCACAUCUAGACGAGAGACAGAGAGAAGAAGUGGGAGAAUGAGUAACAGGAACAUUAGUUUUGCGAAUGGAUAGAAGCAAGAGUCUGCUUGGACUUGAGUAGUGAGAAAAUGUGGACACAAGAGAAGAAUUUGAGGUUGAUUACAUUCAAGAUGGAAAGAAUAUGUUUGUUGUGUGUGUGCGUGUGUGUGUGUGUGUGUGUGUGUGUGUGUGUGUGUGUGUGUGUGUGUGUGUGUGUGUGUGUGUGUGUGUGUGUGUGUGUGUGUGUGUGUGUGAGUGUGUGAGAGAGAGAGGGGUAGGAGGGAGAAAUUGUUCCCAGGUGAGGCCUCUCAUAAGACUCUGUCAAAGAGAAAGCACUGCGAAGCUCCUGUUGAUGUGAAGGACAUGGUGAAUGCUUAUCAACAGCAUUGAAACUCUGCGUUACUCUGAUCCUCCCCGAGUCGACCAGGCUCACUGCAGCCCCAGAGAUCUGAUGUAAGGCUCUCAUAAAGACACUUAAUGACUAGUAUGUCUCUAAAGUCUUUGUACAAUGCCUACUUUAAGCACUGCAGCAAAAGCACUGCAUUAGCACUGCAUGUCCACAGGGUGGUGCUGUUUCACUAGGAACAUAGUGGGUGUGUGCACUAAUGUCUCCAGGUUUUCCCAUCAAUCAUGGGCAACUCAUUUACUGAUCUUGUUUCAGCUAUAACUGCAAAAUCAACAAUAGCACCACACUAACUGUUACUUGAGGAAGUGACAAUUCCAGUAAACUGUUGAUUUUCUAAUGAUUACACGGAGAAUGAUGUCCAAAUGUGCACAACAACUGGUGAUUUACUAGCCAUUUCAACUGGUUACCCAAUUUGAUCAUGCUGAUAUGAAUUUAAAUCAUACUCAAAAAUGAGAAAAGUCUUUCUCUGCUUAUUUUAUCGUCAUCGUUUAAUUGUAUUUACUUUUCCCUCUUAGAUACCACAGUAUUGUUUCUUUGUAGGCACCACAGUGCUAAAUUGUUAAUAUAAUUAUUUUAGAGAAGGACCAAAAUUGUAUGAUAUUGUCAUAUGAUGUACAAAAUAACCUAGAUGUUCAUAGCAAGAGUGGUAUGUGCCAAAUAACCCAUAGAAAAUGUUUUGUUCUCUGACAAUCAUUUCAUUUCCAAGGGGCUUGCCUUUGCUGUCAUUUUUUUUCUUUUUACACUCUUAAAUUUGAUUUCAGAAGUGUGUGUAUGUAUUUAUUUUUGGUUGUUUUGUCAUGACUGGAGGAGUGGAAAUGAAGGAAAGUCAUUUUGUCCCUCCGUUCUUGUUGCUGAAGGAAUGAACACCUAUCAGAGUGUGAGGGAGAUCUGAAUCUCUGGUUUUGAUGCGUAAGUGUGCCAAAAUGGUAAGAACCCAUGAAAUUAAUUGUUUUUAUUUAUAGUGGAAAAUAGCUGUAGUUAGUUUUAGAUCCAAUUUGGCAUUGUAACGUUCUGCAGUGUUUAGUUUUUUUUUUCUUCUUUCACUUCAACCAGUUUACCCAGAAUGCUGAAUGUGUCUUGCUCAAAUUGGUUCAGGUGUUAUUGAAGGGGGGAGGGGGGGUCUUGGACAACUUGAGCUAUGAAUGUCAACAAAGGGCAUUACAUUGUAAUUCUGUUGAAAUCUGACUUGUUUCUAUAACAUCAAGCACCCCUUUUCCCCUCUGUUUUCCAAGUUCUACAGAUAGUGUAACAAACACAUAUUCUUUUUAAACUAGUUGCCCGGUAUAGUCCUAAGAAUAAAAGAAAAAACAAAUUAACCUCCUUAUGAACAUCCGAUAUUCAUUCAAGUGACAAAACCUCUGGUAGUGCAAGACGGAAGAAUCUAACAUAAACAAAGAUUUAAGAGAACUACAGCUAAUGUUAAUAUGAGCAUCAAAACUCUGCUGGUCGGUCCUUUUAACACAUUCAAAAAUGUCUUCAUGAUUCUGGACAGGAAACACAGACAUUUGAACAUAAGUUGUACGUUCAUAUUUCCUGCUUGAUCAUAUUAGAAACUCAUUCCAUGUGGACUUCAAGGUAGCUGUGCCAUGGAGGGCAUGAGUCAUUUACUGUAGAUAGCUGUAGAUAGCUGCAGGAGGCAGAGGAGAGGGGAGCAUUGUUGAUCAUUGUUGCCUUGAUCCUCCCUGCGUACUGGGAUUUUUCAGAACUAUAGGCCUGAUGCUGUAUUCUCAAACCAGUACUUAAACCAUAUGGGUCCAAGCCAUAUAAUGAUCAGGCUUAGGUCUCUAGAACUUCAAACACAAACAUUUUCAGAUGAGUUUCACUUGGAGUAGAUGAGCAAAUCUUGCUCAACAUGGAGAUAUAAGAAAAUCUGAAACGCAAGCACUGUAAUUUUUCUUCACCACAGCAGGUGGUAGUAUGAUGCUACGACUGAUGCAUCAUCUCAUUUUUCUAAAGAAAGAAGUCUUUUUUAUAAUUCUACUGAAUGAUCUUUCAUUCAUGGUAAACACAUGUUUUCCCACUUGUGGUUAUAAAAUGUAAAGACUCCGAUUGUUAAGUUUUUAGUUUGACUAUAUGUAGUAAUUCAUGUCAUGGACUACUGUAAUAAGUACGCGCUGUGUAAAGCGAAGGAAUUAAAUGCAUUGAAGUUUUCUGGUUCUCCAACCUCAGAAAGUAUUCUGGCAGAUGGUUGCUGAAAUAUGUUUCAGCAUUAUAGAACAUGGUUGCUGCCCCCUCCCCCCCCCCCCCCCCCCCCCCCCCCCCCCCCCACUGUUACAGGAGAAAGUAAAAAUAUACACAUUGUUUCUUUUUAACUGUAUAGUAUUCUAAAGAAUGAAAAACAAUGAUGCAUUUGUCUGAAGAAAAAAAAAGCAUUGAAAAAUAUGGGUUUAAAUGAAUGGUGCUUGUUUUGUUUGGAUCUGAGUUGUAUAUCUCCUCUGUUAUGUUUAUUGAAAACAAAAAAAAGAUAUUGUGCAUGACGUGUUUAGCAGUCAUAAUGAUGUCCAUUUGUGAAAUGCGUAUCAAAUCAAAAAAAAAAGAAAAAAAGAAGAAAAAAAUAAAUCCGUAGAUGCACUUAUUGUACAUGUGAUUAGGUUAGUAGGUUUGACUUCAAGUUCUUGACUGCCUUACAGGUGGCUCUGAAAGACAUAGAUAAGACUUGUGGUACAAGACUUAAUGAAAAAAAAACAAUUAAGGAUUGUAGAAUAAUAUUGAACAAUUCUGAAAAUUGCAGUUCUUUUGAUGCUUGUGAUUAUUGAAGAUGUACUUUAGAGAAAAUUCAUUGAAAAGAUAUGACUGAUGUUAAUUCUGUAGAAUAGCAAUGUAUACCAAAUGUAAUCUUUCCAAUGCUAUGAAGAAUUUAUACAUGAAAUUGAUAUGCAAUAAAACCUGUGUGCUUUUUAAA